AUGAUUGAUGCAGAUCAAGCGAUUGCUACGAGAACCUUAAAGCGUUGGCUAUUUGACGAUAACAAGAUGUUGCAGCCAUCGGCAGAGCAAAUCCACGUGCUGGUUGUAGCUUCAGAGAAGCUCAAAUGGGAGUCAAGUCCGGUGGGACCUCAUAUUUACGACUCAGAGUCACAGUAUUUCUGGUUAAAGAAGGAGGAUACGGCUGCUACAGGACUUCUUCCCAAACGACUGAUGCUGUACUGCAGACCCAACUUUCAUAAGCAGGUUGAGUUCUUACGUGAAAGGGUGCUAAAAGAUGGUCAUCUAGGCUGGGUUCUCGGUCCUCCAGGAACGGGAAAGUCAGCGACUGCUAUGGCUUUUGCUUUAACAGUCGACAGAAGUGAAUGGGAGGUGAUAUGGAUUCACGUUGCGAUGGAAGAUGACUGGCAGUGUGUACGUCUGCUUGGUGACGAGCGAACGUCUCGAAUUAUUACUGAUGUUACCGAAUUGAAAGAGGUGCUUAACGAUAAUGACGACUUCAAGCAUCGUAUAGUGCUAAUUGAUGGAUGGACUGCAGCAGAUGACUUUAAGAAGCUGUCAAAAGUGUGUAAGACGUGGUUUUCAAAGGAAGACGUUAUCAUGAAGCGCCGGCUCGCAUUUAUUUGCUCCAUUGCCUCUCGUAGGAAGGUUAAAGACGACCGCGAUGUCAUUGAUCGUGCAAUGGAGUGCCCGGUGUUCUCUUGGACACUGGACGAGUACAUUGAUGCGAUAAAGGAUGAUACAUUUUUUCGCAACGUGGAGCCAUACUUGGGUGGCCCCUUGAACGAUCGUUCAGCUAUGGUAGAGGCCAAGUAUUAUUACGCCGGUGGAUCCUGUCGCUAUAUGUUUUGCUAUAACUCGACGGAUGUGAUGAUAAAGUUGCAUGAUGCUGCGGAUGCAUUGAAUAAUGCUGAGAAUACCGCUACCAUUGGUAUGUAUUCACCAUUAUGCGUCAAUCGCUUGUUUGCGAUGUUCAGGGUAUCUGAUGUGAAAAAAGUGACACCUUUGAUCAGUCGCUAUGCCGCUAUGGUGAUCGCCAUUAUAUGCGGUCCGAAUACGAUCCGAAAUUUUAUGUCAACUAUCCGACAAAGCUCAAACCCGGCAUUGAAUGGAUGGAUGGUGGAGGUGACUUUCUUCUCGUGUAUUCAGCAUGGCGGUCUCGCGAUAUUUGAUGCGGACGGGAACAAGCUUGAAACGUGGAGUCAAUCUUUAGUAGUGGAGUCGGAUGAAAUACCUCAACUUCCUGAUGGCCCUGUAUGGAUUAAGCCAUCUAAAUGGAACCAAGGUGGAUACGACGCGAUCAUGGUGAGUAAGAAGACUGCCUUUGUCCGGAUGGUGCAAGUUACUAGUGCCGACAAGCACUCAUUUCAUAUUGGCUCCUUCCAUUCGUGGUUGGAAAAGCUCAUGCAGUCUAACCAGAGUUUUGAGAUCAAGACGUUGGAGAUAACCUUUGUUGUCACGAGAGAAAAGCUGAAAAGUUUUGAGUUGACGGACGUAACUGGUCAAGGACUGCUGGAGGCGUUUCAUUGGCUGCCGGCUAUGUUUCUUAUGAAGGCGCCUACCGUCUCGGGAAUAUGUGCGGCAAAAGAACAGAUGAACACGGACGCGGUAGUCGAAAUUCAGAGCAGCAGUUAA
This is a messenger RNA of Peronospora farinosa, 1653 nucleotides long. The record is from the annotation of a GenBank genome assembly. Lineage: Eukaryota; Oomycota; Peronosporomycetes; Peronosporales; Peronosporaceae.